Molecule: messenger RNA, 1926 nt
Organism: Drosophila subpulchrella
Lineage: Eukaryota; Metazoa; Arthropoda; Insecta; Diptera; Drosophilidae
Product: alkylated DNA repair protein alkB homolog 8
Exons: 1
Coding region: 21-1868 (615 amino acids)
Biological process (GO): tRNA wobble uridine modification
Cellular component (GO): cytoplasm; nucleus
Molecular function (GO): S-adenosylmethionine-dependent methyltransferase activity; tRNA binding
Source: RefSeq, a predicted model, not a curated record
CACACUGGCUUGGACGCAAAAUGCACGUUGAGGAGAAGCAGCAAAAGGUAAACAAUGCCAAAAAGGCGGAUAAAAAGCAGCGAAGAUGUCUGGCCAUCAUUAAAAGCGACUGCGAGGUGUCCCCAAGUGAUGACCCAACCACAUACCUGGCGAUCCUGAACGUGGGACUGAGCAAUGGACUCACAGAGGAGUGUUUGCUCCAAGCGGCGGCCGCGACCGGUGGAAAGGUAACGCAAGUGGUCAUGUUGCCGGGGAAAUCGUAUUGCUUUCUAGUCUGUGCCACCGUGGAGGACUCCGAGCGCAUAUAUCUGGCCAUGCACAGCAUCUCCACAAUAGGACAACAAGGAGCAGUGGCCUACUUGAGUUAUGUGAAGGAACUACCGGCACUUGCAGGGAAAAGUGAGUGGGACAGACCUCUUCCCGGUGGACUCCUGGUGAUUCCAGAGUUUGUCAGCGAAGAAGAGGAAUCCACUCUGCUAAAGGUCAUUGCUGAGGAUGGCAGAACCGCCGAGGGUUCUGGCACUCUGAAGCAUCGGAAUGUCAAGCACUUUGGCUUUGAGUUCCUUUAUGGCACCAAUAAUGUGGACCCCUCAAAGCCUCUGAAGCAAUCCAUACCAUCAGCCUGUGAUAUUCUUUGGCCGCGCUUGGAAAACACCGCUUCUACUUGGGAUUGGAGCACACCUGACCAGCUGACAGUGAACGAGUACGAACCCGGUCAUGGAAUACCUCCUCAUGUGGACACACAUAGCGCCUUUUUGGAUCCCAUUCUCUCGCUGUCCCUGCAAUCCGAUGUGGUGAUGGAUUUCCGGCGAGGAGAAGAACACGUUCAGGUCAGAUUGCCGCGACGAUCCCUGCUGAUCAUGUCCGGUGAGGCGCGAUAUGAUUGGACGCAUGGCAUCAGGCCGAAGCACAUUGAUGUAGUGCCCAGCGGCUCAGGAGGUUUGACCACACAAUGUCGCGGCAAGAGGACUUCCUUGACGUUUCGGCGCCUGCGAAGAGGUGCCUGCAACUGUUCGUACCCCACGCUUUGCGACACUCGACUAACAAAAGUGCCACAGGAGUUAACUGCCUCACUGGCUGCUCAAGCCGUCUCUUUGGAGCAACAGAAUGUCCACGCGGUGUACGAUAAGAUCGCUGAUCACUUUAGCGAAACACGGCACACACCUUGGCCACAAGUAGCGGAAUUUCUGGAUUCCUUUGAUCCCCAAUCACUGGUACUGGACGUUGGCUGCGGCAAUGGCAAAUAUCUGGGCUGCAAUCCGCAGCUCCUGGCCAUUGGUUGCGACCGGGCGCAGGGAUUACUCGCUGUGGGUCGUCGGAAGGGACAGAAUGUCUUUCGAUGCGACUGCCUCAGUGUGCCUGUGCGAUCGUCCAGCAUCGAUGGCUGCAUCAGUAUAGCGGUCAUUCACCACCUGGCCACUACGGAGCGUCGAUUGGCCGCUCUGCAGGAAAUGGCUCGAGUUCUACGACCCGGAGGCAGUGCUUUGGUUUAUGUCUGGGCCAAGGAUCAGCGAAAGAAUGAUAAGAAAUCCGCUUAUCUCCGGCAAAAUAAAGCAGUAAAUAAGGAACGCACCACCGAGCAGCAACAACGUCAGAGGCAGCAGCAGGAACUGGAGCAGCAGCUGCCCAAUAAUACACCACUCCCUGUGCACACCAAUCGCACGGAGUUUCAGCAGCAGGACGUACUGGUGCCAUGGAAGACCAAGGAUGAGCAGAGGACCACAUAUCUGCGCUACUACCACGUCUUCGAGGAGCAGGAACUGGAGCACUUGGUGUCCCAGCUGCCAGAAGUUAAAUUAAUUAAAAGCUACUACGACCAAGGAAAUCAUUGCGUAAUCUUCGAGAAAAUCUCGAAUGUAUCGUUAUGAAAAGAUUACAUUUAUGUAAUUCGUUUAUUUGAUUUCAAAAAUACACAUUCACACAGUU